Setaria italica (foxtail millet) is the source of this 1335-nucleotide messenger RNA. Its product is annotated as protein EXORDIUM. Bases 33 to 986 code for a protein of 317 amino acids. Lineage: Eukaryota; Viridiplantae; Streptophyta; Magnoliopsida; Poales; Poaceae. The transcript has a single exon. The record is from RefSeq and is a predicted model, not a curated record.
UUAACUCGAUCGUAGCUGCGGACUGAUUCCAAAUGGAUUCUCGCAGCUUGAUCUCUACGAAGGCGCUACAGAUGGUAACAACCACGCUGAUCCUCCUGAGCCUGGCGCGGCCGUCGCUGUGCCAGCGGCGGGAGCUCGAGCUGGUGGAGACCCCGGCGGGCGACCAGCUGACGUACCACGGCGGCGCCGUCCUCAGCGGCGACAUCCCCGUCUUCAUCGUCUGGUACGGGAGCUUCUCGGCCGAGCAGAAGGCCAUCGUCGUCGACUUCAUCGAGUCGCUGACCUCCAAACCCCACUCCGCGACGCCCUCGGUCGCGCAGUGGUGGAGCACCAUCCACAACGUCUACCUGUCCACCUCCACCGCCGCCGCCGGCGGCGACACGCGUAUCCUCCUCGCCAGCCAGGCCUCCGACGAGCAGUACUCUCUCGGCAAGUCCCUGACGCUGGACCAGGUGUUCCAGCUCGCGGCGGGCGCGGGGCCCAGGAAGGGCGGGCUCGUGCUGGUGCUCACGGACCCGGGCGUCGUCGUCGACGGCUUCGGCAGCGUGCGGUGCGGGCUCCACGGCGCCGAUGCCGGCGCGGGCUACGCCUACGCGUGGGCGGGUGACGCCGAGCGGCAGUGCCCCGGGCAGUGCGCGUGGCCGUUCGCGAAGCCGUCGUACGGCCCGCAGGACAAGCCCCUGGGCGCGCCCAACGGCGACGUCGGCGUCGACGGCAUGAUGGUGACGCUCGCCAGCAUGGUGGCGGGGGCCGUGACCAACCCGUUCCGCGACGCCUACUACCAGGGCGAGAAGGACGCCGCGCUGGAGGCGUGCACGGCGUGCGCCGGGGUGUACGGAAGCGGAUCGUACCCCGGGUACGCCGGGGACGUGCUCGUCGACAAGGACACCGGAGGCAGCUACAAUGCCAUUGGCGCCGGGGGACACAAGUACCUGCUCCCCGCCGUCUACGACACGGGGAAGCCUGGUUGCUCUACUUUGGUGUAGAGCGCGGAAAACGGUGACGAAUUUCACUGCACGUCGUCGGCGCCGAAGGUGUAAAUAUACAUAAUUGUUUCUUCGAUUUGCCGUUCUUAUUUCGACGAGCUUAUGGUGUUGACGCUUGCUGGGAUCGUUGGAGGAUCGGAGGAUCUCUAAGAAUUGGAUAAAACAGAAGAGCGCGAAGUAUGCUAAGCAAGGAGUUGUCUUUCAAAGACCAACGUACAAAUCAAGAUCAGUUUAUCAAAAUGAAUAGAGAUGAAAUUGGGCGACCGAUGCUGUGUGGACUUUGGAUCAACCAGCUAAUUAUAUUUACUUAUUUCUAUGUACCUGGUUAGUUGGUUGCGCUAUUAUGGAA